Nematocida ausubeli is the source of this 456-nucleotide messenger RNA. RefSeq lists its product as uncharacterized. The transcript has a single exon. Bases 1 to 456 code for a protein of 151 amino acids. Lineage: Eukaryota; Fungi; Microsporidia. The record is from RefSeq and is a predicted model, not a curated record.
AUGAAUGUUUCCCUAUUCUCUUCACUUGUCUUGUUUGACAUGCCGCUUCUGACAAACAUACUGCUGUAUUCUGCUACCAUAUUGACCUUUACUAUUUAUUACACAAUGUACAACAUAUAUGAUGUAUAUUAUAUGGUUGCUUCUAUUUUCAUCAUGUGCAGUGAACUGUCUAUUUUCGAGAUUGCCCAGAUAUUCUACUCUUACUUUUAUUUUUAUUUCUUUGUUCUUCUGUGUUUGCUCUUUCUAAUUUUCUUUGUUCUCUAUAUGUGCUGCAACUACACGGAUAAUAUUGUGAUAACCAUCUCGUCAAUUGUCUGCUCUAUGCUUUUCAUGAUUAUUUUUUUUUCUUUCACAUCCCAGCCACUCGAUCUACUGUCCUUUCUAAUACGAGGAUUCUGGUUUCUUGUCCUAGAAAUGGCAAUAAUUGCUGGCGUGAUUGUUAAUCAGCACUUAUAA